This is a messenger RNA of Colossoma macropomum (tambaqui), 1028 nucleotides long. It is a transcript of the gene dusp23b, whose product is annotated as dual specificity phosphatase 23b. The coding region runs from base 283 to 750 and encodes 155 amino acids. The transcript has 3 exons. Gene Ontology annotation, biological process: cilium assembly; protein dephosphorylation. The record is from RefSeq and is a predicted model, not a curated record. Gene Ontology annotation, molecular function: protein tyrosine/serine/threonine phosphatase activity. Lineage: Eukaryota; Metazoa; Chordata; Actinopteri; Characiformes; Serrasalmidae.
CCCAAUUCUAAUCCUGGUUUUCUGCUUGCUGUGGUUGUCCCGUAUGAGUGAAUUAGCGUCUCUAGCCCAACAUGCUAACACUAGCUAACUUAGCGGGCUAGAAAGGGUGUUCUUACCGGCUACGAAUAGACUGCGCGGUUGCUGAGCCACAUUAUUCAACUGUUUACGGUUUAGGGCAACUAUUAUGUGUCUAUACCAUUAAACAUGUAGCUAGCGUUAAAUAUCACCAGGCUUAACAGCGCAACUUAUCUUCUGGAACUGAUUCGGGUCAGUGACGAAUUCAUGACUACAAUGGCAUCAUCUCCGCCUCACAACUUCUCUUGGGUUGAACCUCAGAAACUGGCUGGCCUGGCGAUGCCACGAAUGCCUGGUCACUAUGAGUACCUGCUGAAUAACGGUAUCAAACACUUAGUCAGUUUGUCUGAGAGAAAGCCUCCUUAUCAUGACACCUGUCCACGGUUGACGUUGCAUCACAUCAGAAUACACGACUUCUGUGCUCCAACGUUUGAUCAAAUCAACCGCUUCUUGACUAUAGUGGAAGACGCCAAUUCAAAAGGAGAGGGUGUCGCAGUGCACUGUUUGCAUGGCUUUGGAAGAACAGGGACAAUGCUGGCCUGCUACUUAGUGAAGACCAGAAAAAUCAGUGGGAUUGAGGCCAUUAAUGAAAUCAGAAGGAUACGCCGUGGAUCUAUUGAAACACGAGAACAAGAGCAAAUGGUAGUGCAGUUUUACCAGCAAAAUAAGUACUGAAACUUACAAAAUAUAUAUGAAAUAAAGUUAAAUUAUUAAUGAACUGGACAUUUUUCGUUAUUCAUUUUAAUGUGACUAAUAAUGGUACACUGAAUUAAUAACCUUAAUACCAAUGUAAAAGAGAUGUCAAAAAGAGCAAAACAUCCUACACUUCACUGAAACCUGUGUGAUACCCUAAAGCAACACAGAACUAAAGCACUGUGAUUAAAACACAUCUAUUUUGUUCUAUCUUUAUUACAAUGAGGCUAUACACAUUUCUAGUAAAUUUCUGCAUUAUU